This is a messenger RNA of Cherax quadricarinatus, 3133 nucleotides long. Lineage: Eukaryota; Metazoa; Arthropoda; Malacostraca; Decapoda; Parastacidae. The record is from RefSeq and is a predicted model, not a curated record.
AUGUCUUCAUCUAGCCAUGGUCUGGUUGUAGAUUUUGCAUGCCUACACACACACACACAUCUCAGUAGGCUGUUGACGCUAUUCUAUCAUAUUUGCAGCUUUUCUGUGGCUGAGGAAGCAGCAAGUAACACAAGCGUUGCCUCAGCUAACAAUGCUUCAAGCUUGAGUUCCUCUCAGACGCUUAGCUCAGCUUCCAACACCUCAGCUUCUCAGUGGAAAAGCAGUGCUAGGAAUCACUUCAGACCUUCUCGCCGCGUUCCAUCGGCAUCAGAUGCUGUACGUAGCUCCCGUUCCUUUAGUAACAAUGGGUCUGGGUUCGAGUACUCGGCACCUGGACAGUCCGUUCGGGUUUCCUUCGGGUCCCACUCACCGAGGGGUGAGUUGACGGCCUCAACCAUCGGGAAAAGUGACUCUGGUAGCAGUAACAGUGUUGAACAUCCUCGGCCAGUGAGAAGAACUAGCGAGGGUGUACAAGAGGCAGCGCUGGAUAACUCACUCUCCUCCAGAAGUAAGAUCUGGCCGACCAUUACCAUAAAGUCUCCGGUAACCGAGGAAAAACCUGCAAAGGUGAGCAUUCCAAAUGCUGUGACAACCACCACAGUAGUCUACACCACCACCACUAACCCUACUACCACCACUGACACCCCUACAACAACUACCACCACACCUACGCCAGUUCAGACUACCACCACUGAAGCACCAACCCUUCUUGAGGUGGAACCAGUCGCAGAACCCACACCAAACACCCCUUACCGUGGGUUACCACGCAGAAGAUAUCGACCUCUUCCUCGCCGAUCAUUCGCUACAUCUAAACCUUCGCUACCUGGCGAACCUCAACAGCGAGACGGUUACCGUAGAAAAUCUCUGUUAUCAGUACGGCGUCUUGGGGCUUCGAGGAAUCGAACUGACAUCUCUCCCGCUCCUGCUGAAGUCCAGGAGAUAUCUCUCAACCAUAACGAGACUAGACCGGAAGAAAGUGGAGACACUAAGCCUGAGGAAGCAGGAAGUCUCCCUCUCCCUCUCCAGGGAGAGAAUGAAGAGGUAAUUAAGGGAGAUACCUUACUGGAGGACGUGGAGAACGGUUUUGAGGGCAGUGAUGAUGUCAGAGGUGUUGGGAAGACCUUCCCACAGAACAAUGUUUCUCCCAACAGACAGAGAAAGAACUUGGGUUUCGUGUUCCCACAGAAGAGAGACGCUGUUUUGCCCUUCGGUGCAAGACUGUCUCACAGAGGAGCCAGUUCUCACUUAACUAAUCCCUCGUUAACUGAUAUCCCAGCACUAUCCUUUGGCACUAACUUUUCCCCGAAGCUACCCAAGACGGCCCUCACUAACCCCCAGGACCUGACUACCACCCUUAACACCCUAACUGAAACAACCUCAACUACGCCUGGCAGAUCCUUCAACACACCCAAGUCAUUAACUUCAAUUAGCACUCUUCCCAAGGCACUGACUACCCCACCUCACUCUGGAGUGAUCCUUAAUGCACUCUUUCCAGCGUUCAGUACGGACUUCAAAUCGUUUGAAAACCUCCAGCCAUCUCCCCCACCACCGUUCCUUACACAGUUUAGGUCGUUAACUCCUUCCAGCACUCCUCUAAACCCAUUUCCUGUUAAUAUGUUGCCAAUUGUAGAUACCAUUAACCUGGAAUCCAAUACGGUUUCUGGUAACGCUCCCUCUAAACGUAGCCACAAUAUUCCACGCCAGCAACAUUCUUGUGCAUCUGUUCUGACGCCAAAUCUCCAACGUCUCUUCUCGAACCAUCAAAUGAUCAAUACGUUCAACUUUCAACGCAACUCUUCACCACAGUCAUUCCAGGAACAGCUAAACAGCAGCAGCAACAUCAAAAGAAGCGCUGAGAGCUUACAACAGAAAUCUGUAUCACACAACAGAAGCAGCGAACGCCAGAGACCUUCACUUUCUUCACCAGCUGACAGUCUGGUCCAGCUAUCAGAAGACACCUCUACUGUGGCAUCAAACAAGCAAGUGGAUUCUCGCUCAAUCCUCGACCUUUCAAAGCCUCGCCAGACCAGAAAGCCUUUAAGAAAAGCCUCUGGAAAGACCUCCUUAGCCGACAGUCUCUGGGGAGCAGACUUGCAGGCGUCGCCAUUGAAACUACGACCUCUGGUAGUUCGUCCUGGUACACAGUCUCGCUCUUAGAAGGGGACAGACAAUUUGUGGAACAGUUAAUUAUCUUUAUUCCGAAACGUUUCGCCUACACAGUAGGCUACUUCAGUUGAGUACAGAAGAGUUAGCAGAAGCAGUACAGAUAUAGAGACGACGUAAUCAGUCCAUCAGCCUUGAAAAUGUAGUUUUGAGGUCGUCAGUCCCUCAGCCUGGAGAAGAUUUUUGUUCCAUAGUCUGGAACAAUGUUCCAGACUACGGAACAUCAUUAUUACUGCAAUUAUUAUUAUUAUUAUUAUUAUUAUUAUUAUUAUUAUUAUUAUUAUUAUUAUUAUUAUUAUUAUUAUUAUUAUUAUUAUUAUUAUUAUAUCAUCAUCAUCAUUAGAAGCACAGAGCAGUAUCGACACGUCAGAACAGCCAGGUGAAGACAGCACCCUGAGACAGCACCCUGAGACAGCACCCUGAGACAGCACCCUGAGACAGCACCAAACAAUAACCUGUCUAGAAACCAGUGUACCAAUGUCUAAAAGGUUCCAAUGUCUGGCUCAGUAUUACCUUCAAGCAACACUCUGUAAAUAACCUUCCUGUGUAAUGUCUUACUUAUAAGAAUUAAGAAUUAAAACCACAAUCCAAUGGUUGAAACAAUUUACAUCCCACAAGACCGUGGCUGGAACAAUACACACACACACACACACACACACACACACACACACACACCCACACACCCACACACACACACACCCACACACAUACACACACACACCCACACACACCCACACACAUACACACACACACACACACACACACACACACACACACACACACACCCACACACAUACACACACACACACACACACACACACACACACACACACACACACACACACACACACACGCACACACAUACACACACACACACACACACACACACACACACACACACACCCACACACAUACACACACACACACACACACACACACACACACACACACACACACCCACACACACACA